This is a messenger RNA of Ilex paraguariensis (yerba mate), 1715 nucleotides long. The record is from the annotation of a GenBank genome assembly. Lineage: Eukaryota; Viridiplantae; Streptophyta; Magnoliopsida; Aquifoliales; Aquifoliaceae.
GGGCAUAUUUGUUUCUUGCUCAGCUGGGAACAGUGGACCCAGUAAGGCUUCACUAGCUAAUUUGGCGCCGUGGAUCAUGACAGUUGGUGCUGGUACAUUAGACAGAGAUUUUCCGGCUUAUGCUUUGGUCGGUAAUGGCCACAAGUUCACGGGUGAGUCACUGUACAGUGGGAAAGGCAUGGGUGAUAAAUUGGUGGGUUUGGUUUAUGACAAGGGAAAUAAUGGCUCUAGUAACUUGUGUUUGGCUGGUUCACUUGAACCGAGCAUUGUGAAAGGAAAGGUGGUGGUUUGUGAUAGAGGGACUAAUGGCAGGGUUGCUAAGGGUGUGGUGGUGAGGGACGCUGGUGGGGUGGGGAUGAUAUUGGCAAACACGGCAGCGAGUGGGGAGGAAUUGGUGGCGGAUAGUCAUUUGUUGCCUGCAUUGGCGGUGGGGAGGAAGAUGGGGGACUUGAUAAGGAACUAUGCCAAGUCGGAGGCGAAUCCGACGGCGGUGCUCAGCUUUAGUGGAACGGUGGUGAAUGUCAAGCCGUCGCCGGUGGUGGCAGCUUUUAGUUCGAGAGGGCCCAAUUUGGUUACUCCCCAGAUCUUGAAGCCGGAUGUGAUUGGACCUGGGGUUAACAUCUUAGCUGCUUGGUCUGUGCCUGUUGGGCCUACUGGAUUAGAGGAGGAUACUAGAGAGACUCAGUUCAACAUCAUAUCUGGUACAUCCAUGUCCUGCCCUCAUAUCAGUGGGUUAGCAGCAUUGCUUAAAGCUGCCCAUCCAGAUUGGAGCCCCAGUGCAAUCAAAUCCGCACUCAUGACUACAGCCUACACACAAGACAACACCAAUUCACCACUCCGUGAUGCUGCGGGUGCAGUUUCCACUCCAUGGGCUCAUGGAGCCGGCCAUGUAGAUCUACACAAGGCACUCUCUCCGGGCCUUGUAUAUGACACCAAACCAGCAGACUACAUUGCAUUCCUAUGCUCUUUGGAUUACUCCAUCGAGAAUGUACAAGCGAUUGUCAAGCGCCCAAAUGUUACAUGUUCUAGGAAAUUUCGUGACCCUGGCCAACUCAACUAUCCUUCGUUCGCAGUCCUGUUUGGGAAGUCAAGAGUUGUGCGAUACACCCGUGUAUUGACCAAUGUGGGUGCUGCAGGAUCUGUCUAUGAUGUGGCUGUGGUUGCACCCCCAACAGUGGCGGUGACAGUGAAGCCCACAAGGCUUGUUUUCCGAAAUAUAGGAGAUAAGCAGCAGUAUACCGUGACUUUUGUGUCAAAGAAGGGCGCAGAUAAGACUGAUGCUUUCGGUUCAAUUGCCUGGAGCAACACCCAAAACCAAGUCAGGAGCCCAGUUGCUUUUUCAUGGACAGGGUUGUUAGCUUAGCAUGGUUACAAUUGUUAGCUUGCUUGAUUUUGAAACCUUCUUUGGUUUUCUAUGUCAUUGGUCAGUCCAUGUUUCGGUGAAGAGAGCUUGGAUGGUUCUGAACCCAGUGGGGAGUACACAAGUUGGAAAACUUGGCAAAAGAGGCAUCUGAGAAUGGGAGGAGAAGUUCCUCUGGAAGUUAAGUUCAUUUUCUAGUAAAUUUUAUGUAAUAGAAUUAAGGCACUGCCAUACUUAUACAAAGAUGCGUUUUUGUGCAAUGGUAAACGUACUCAAUUAGUAGCUUAGCUCAUAAGACCUUGUUGGAUCCAUACCGAAUGUGAUAACCAUCUAAGAAAAUCAGGUGUGUUCAGAU